Molecule: messenger RNA, 462 nt
Organism: Clonostachys rhizophaga
Lineage: Eukaryota; Fungi; Ascomycota; Sordariomycetes; Hypocreales; Bionectriaceae
Source: the annotation of a GenBank genome assembly
AUGAUUCAUUAUCUCACUGCGGCUUGGGCUCGUUUCAUGCGACCUGACAGUAAGGGCCCCAACAGUCCGAUGCCUUCGGCUACCUCGUAUGGCUAUGAUAUCCAGUCUCGUGUACUUGGGAUUCCCGACAAAUACGGCUUCUUCUCGCAGGGCCCGCCACGCCUUCAGGAGUUUGAGGGAACACUUUUUGCUGUAUUGAUCCUUAUGCGAAUCGCAACGAUCUUGGAGGAGGCAUGGACCAUCUACACUGUUGAAUGCCCUCAAGGCAAGCCUCUGCUGCCUUUGCUAGCAUUGAAUGGGCUGGGUCACAUCAUGUCGAUCAUAUGCACAUGGGGCACCGCAAUCUGUGUCCGCGCCCUCCGUCGAAAGAAAGAACAAACCGGAACUGUUGGCAAAACUCUUCCAGUACCUAUAUCCAAUCCACUCGGGGAGAAAAGCUACUGCAAGGGGUCCAGAGAAUAG